AUGUUCACAACGGCAGCGCAGCUCCUGGACCUCACCGACAAAAAGUUGAUGGUUGCAUUACGAGACGGGAGGAAGCUCAUUGGCGUGCUGCGAAGCUGGGAUCAGUUUGGAGGACGGUACGGUGCUGCCCGACGCGAGGGUCUGUACGCCGACAUCCCGCGAGGAAUAUUCUUAGUACGCGGCGAAAACGUGCUUCUUCUGGGCGAGAUCGACUUGGACAAGGACGAUGAGCCCCCGGCCGGGUAUGACUUGGCGGAGGUGGAGCUCGUGCAAAAGUUGGCCAAGGAGAAGAAGGAGGCGGAGAAGGCCAAGAGUAAGGUCAGGAUCGGGAAGCUGAACAAGAUUGGCUUCGAGGGUGAGCACAUGGGUGACAUCCUGCUUUAA
Molecule: messenger RNA, 384 nt
Organism: Parascedosporium putredinis
Lineage: Eukaryota; Fungi; Ascomycota; Sordariomycetes; Microascales; Microascaceae
Source: the annotation of a GenBank genome assembly